CAUUAAAUUGUUCAUCUUUUUCUAAUUGCUGCGUUGAAGACAGUCGAAAACGGGCCAAAAAGCCUAGGUCAUGUAAUAUGCGCCUACACGAAAUGUUUAGCUGAGGUUCAGAAUAAAAUAUGUAUUUAAAAAAACGGGUAUCUAUCCUAAAUGAGAUAAUUAAAAUCACGUAAAACCUAUUCGUUUAUCGCAUCCUCAAACGAUAUUCCUGCAGUUGUAGUAUACCAGCCGCGGCGGAGACACGUGUUGAGCAACAAAGUUUGAAGAAUAAAUAAAGCAAUCUUAUAAUCAAAACUCGAAACAAACAUGAUUUAUUUUAAAGCGAUCUUCGGUGUGGUCUCUCUGGUUUUGGCUGUGGCGACGAGAACUGUACAAGCAGCAUUGACGUCUCCGUGUCCUGAGUAUUUCACUUACGAGACAUCCCCAUCGACACCAGAUCGGUGGCAUGGCGUAUUAGUGCUGCCUCCUGAAAUGGUCGAAGACUACUUAUGGAUUUACAUCGCAUUGAAUCGCAAAAUUCAUGUGUUUGGCAGUGACAGCGGGACUACCUCGACCGAAAACUUUCAAGAAUUCUUAAUCGAUAAAAAAAAAUAUUUCAACUUUGAUAGUGCAAAGAGUGAAGAAACUAUAAGGUUUGUUACGUCCUACGAUUAUGCCCAGCCGAUACCGCGCGUCAAGAUUAUAAGAGUCAAUGGACGCGAAAUAUGCAGAGACAAUAAUACGACACAAGUCGGAAACGAGAUAAGCUUUCCGACGCGCCCAGAGCUUCCGAAUAUGCUGCUUAUAUCAAAAUUGAAUGCAACCGGCUAUACUCCCGAGUUUUUGUCAAUUUUCCAAAACUCAACCUCUGGAGUUGCGCGAUAAAGUGCAUUUUCGACUUUAAAUACUUGAACUGUGUAUUAUUAUUAUUAACUAACGUUGCAUUAAACAAUAAAAUUUGGUACAUACUUCA
This is a messenger RNA of Bombyx mandarina (wild silkworm), 952 nucleotides long. RefSeq lists its product as uncharacterized. The record is from RefSeq and is a predicted model, not a curated record. NCBI's taxonomy places the organism in Eukaryota, Metazoa, Arthropoda, Insecta, Lepidoptera, Bombycidae.